AUGGAGAAAAGCAGCGUUAUGAACCAUAGUAACAGCUUGAAAGAUCAGAAGAAUGGCGGAAGAUCAGCAACAAAUGGCAUCAUCAAAGACAGCAAGGCUGCAACAGAUCCUUAUUCAUGGGGGAAUAUUACUGAUCAAGAUAGUCUUGGAGAUGGAGGUGAUUUGCUUGGUGGGUUCUCAUGGCCUCCAAGAUCUUACACUUGUACUUUCUGUAAGAGGGAGUUCAGAUCCGCUCAAGCUCUUGGGGGUCACAUGAACGUUCAUAGGAGAGAUAGAGCCAGGCUUAGACAGAUGCCAUCCUCAAGGGAUCUUCCUCUUCAUCCUCAAAGUUUCUCUUCUAACUACAGUUUGCUCAAUCUGAACCAAGAUCCAAACCCUAACCCUAAUCCUAACCUUACUUUCUCACCAUAUAUUUCUUCAAAUUUGUCAUGCAAUCCAACAAUGUUCCCAUCAUUUUCAUCUAAAUCCAUGCUAUCUCCUUUGAUCUCCCCAUCUCCCUCUUCUCUACAACCUAACUUGCCAUGUCUGUCACCCUCGUAUCGUUUGAGACCUAUAGGCAGUGCAAAUUUAACCAUGAUGAAAUCUCAAAUACCCUCCUUCGGGGUUCAUAAAUAUGAUGGUUUUCUGAACGAAAACGACAAUAAGAUCGUCAAGAAGUCGGAGAUUAUCAGGUUGAAUUUGGAGAUCGGCUUGCUUGGUGAAUCAAAGUCGGAUGACCUGGAUUUGGAACUUCGACUCGGGGUCUCUUAG
Molecule: messenger RNA, 750 nt
Organism: Cynara cardunculus var. scolymus (artichoke)
Lineage: Eukaryota; Viridiplantae; Streptophyta; Magnoliopsida; Asterales; Asteraceae
Product: transcriptional regulator SUPERMAN-like
Exons: 1
Coding region: 1-750 (249 amino acids)
Source: RefSeq, a predicted model, not a curated record